This is a messenger RNA of Physcomitrium patens, 2571 nucleotides long. RefSeq lists its product as uncharacterized. The record is from RefSeq and is a predicted model, not a curated record. Lineage: Eukaryota; Viridiplantae; Streptophyta; Bryopsida; Funariales; Funariaceae.
AUAAAUUGUGAACACCUCUAUGGUACCCAAUUGAUGAUUUUAGGGGUUUUCUUUAUUCCAUUGGUUGAUCUUUUUCGAAAAAGAUUGGGGUUUUUUUCAUUUUUCAUUUUUUCAUUUUUUUUUUUGAGUGUGUGAGCAGUUUCCAAUGAAGUAGACAAUCUUAGGAGGCUCUGCCAUUCCCCAAAAUGCUUGAAGAGGAGGAUGUUCAAAACCUCAUUGCAGAAAGAGACGAACUCCUGCAAAAACUGGCAGAAAAUGCAGAAAAGGCCACUUUUGAUGCCAAUGUCAUGACCCAGCUGCGUGACUCCCUUGCCAAGGUUGCAGCUGAGAAGCUUUUGUUGGAGAGCGAGCUGAAUCUGGCGCAGGAUGUCUACAACAAUCCUGCUGCCAGGUCCAAGGCGCCCUCCAAGCGGACCUCCUCCACCGCCGCAGCACUCAACCUGCUGCAGCAGCAAAACAACAACAACAAUGGCAUGGAGGAUGCGAGCAACGUCGACGCCGCGGCUGCCCGGUCCACGCCUGCAGGAUCUCGACAAAACUCCACCAUGGUCGCUCGACCUGGAUCCGUUCGAACCUCCACCACCACGCCGUCGAGGAAACCGUCUGCAGUAGGCCCAUCUCGGAAGGGAUCCGCGGCGGGGACUGGUGGUGGUGGUGCACCUGAUGAAGCAGGAAGGAGAUCUAGCAGAAAGAGCUCGACGAUGAUGCAGAACAAUGCAGAGAGUCUUGCGCAGAGGGCGAGUCUGCUGGCGGACAACAAUGCGGAUGUGCUCGCUCAGAGAGCCUCGAUACUCGCGGAGAACAACGCCGAGAUUCUGGCGGAAAAGGCCUCGAUGCUCGCGGAAAACACGGCGGAUGUCCUCGCCCAGCGAGCUUCGAUGCUAGCGGAGAGCUCCGCGGUGGCGCUCGCCGACACCGCGGCGGUGCUCGCCGAAGGCUCCACCGACGCCUUGGCGAAACGCGCGUCGGCUAUUGCAGAGAACAACUCCAUGUUCGCGCCGAACGGCGUCGAGUUGGACUUCUCGUCGUCGAGGCUUCUGCCUGCGCAACGAUCCUCCAUGAAGAGGCAGAGUGAGGUAUUGCCCGACAGUGUGCUGGAUGCGGCUCGGGCUAAUCUUCGACGUGCCUCUGAGCUUGACGCCUCACGCAGAGCCUCCUCGAUGGGUUUCCCAUCAUCGAAGAGACCUUCAGCCUUGGCAUUGCCUUACUCCUUGCAGGAAUCCAAGGACCCGAGCCGAAAAUCCUCGACCAUGAGACCGUCCUUGGAUAUGGCUGGAACGUCGAGGAAGAGCUCCGCGAUGACGACGGAUCCGAGACUCGGCAGCGGUCUUCUCCUCGACCAGUUGCUCGAGAAACUGGAAGCGUUGGAGCACGAGAUCAUGGAAACGAAGCGGAGUUCCCAACUUGCGAAUCAUGGAUCCUUCAACAUGGGCGACGAUGUGGGCAUCGAUGAGCAACAACAGUUCGAAUACAACUCACCGGAAACAGGUUCGGCGCCUGUGCCAAUGCGAGGGUUCUCCGAAUAUGGUCGAAAAUUCUCGUCUCUGCCGCCGGGCAUUCCUCUCGAGCCUCGAGGUGGCUCUAGGAGCUCCACACGCAGUGGAAGCUCACGGGGAAGCAGACUGGCAGAGGAAGCCGCCACCAUGGAAAAGAUUGCGAAUCUGAAGGCACGAGUGAGCAUGCUGGAAUGCGAGCGAGAGCGAGAGCGUGUUUGCUUGCUGGAAGCUGCCAAAAAACACGACAAGAGCGACGAAAUGUUGCAACGCAUCCAGCAACUGGAAAUGGCCAUCCAACAAACCCACGAAAACUACAAGAUUCUCAACAACGAGACAAAGCAGUUGCACUGCAAGAGGCCAGUGAGGCUAUACCAAACCAAUCGUUGCAUUGAGAAGGAGAGUGACAACAACAGAAAACGAUGCUCAUCUCAACACCACUUUCGAGAACUGAAGAAUGAAAUGGACAAACGGCGCCGCGAUCUCGAGGUUUCUGAAUGUAGCAUGCAGCAGAAAAAAGCAAUGGGGAAUUAUGGAAAACUAUGUAACAAAGCACCCAUGAUAAUAAAGUCCACACCACAGUAUUUAGUUGAUGAGCAACCUAUUGAUGGCCAACUGAAGCAGUGUCUCAGUGGCUCACCCACACUUGAAUUUACUCACUUGAAAUUAGGCAACCAAGGAGGAGUACCUUCUGAGAUGAUCACGUUUAGCACAUCCAAAGGACCACUUGGAGGCCAAAUGGUCCAUAUCAUGGAAAAGGUUGGCAAGAAUUUGCCACAAGUUGUUAUGCAAGAGAUUGGGAAAAUAGUAGCAUUUGGCCGCUCAGAAAGGAAUUCACCAAGGUGCUUAUCCCUUGAAAACUAUGGCCCUAAGAAUUGUCUUUCUAAACCUCCGUGUGGUUUUUAAACACCAAUUAUUCUAUUGAUUUUUUAUUUUAUUUUGUUUUGUUUUUUGAUAAACAAAGGAUCACAUGUGUAAUUUGUGGUUUGAAAGUAAGCAUCAUUCAUUCUUCAAAUCAUGUGUAAUUGCAAAUACAAAACAACAAAUAAAAAGUGCAGUUCUUUUCUUGUAUGCAUGA